GAGAGAGAGAGAGAGAGAGAGAGAGAGAGAGAGAACCGUGACUCUUGAUGCACUUGUGCUGUGACCGGGUGGACCGUUAUUAUUGUCACAGUGCGCGGAGCCAAUACAACCGUCAGAGCAUUUUGUAGGGAUUAAGGAUAAACUCACCCAGCCAAAAUGUCGAAGGUGGAAGGAGGAAUGAAAUGUGUGAAAUACCUUUUGUUCGUGUUCAACUUUAUAUUCUGGUUGAUGGGAUCAUUUGUUCUGGCAGUGGGACUGUGGCUGCGUUUUGACCCAGAAACUGUUUCACUUCUCAAUGGUGAUAAGGCUCCAGACACUUUCUUCAUCGGUGUGUAUAUCCUGAUAGGUGCUGGCAGUCUGGUGAUGUUGGUUGGUUUCUUUGGCUGCUGUGGAGCUGUUCGGGAAUCUCAAUGCCUGCUGGGUUCAUUCUUUGCCUGUCUGUUGAUCAUCUUUGGUGCGGAGGUGGCGGCAGGGGUGUUUGGAUUCCUAAACAAAGACAAGAUUAUCAAAGAUGUUCAGACCUUCUACACAACAAACUACAAGGAAAACAAUAACGGCACAUUGAUCAUCUCGUAUCAGAAAGUACUGAACUGUUGUGGAACCAUAGAAAGCCCCUGUCUUGAUCCUGCAAUAGAUACUAGGGACUGUGAGACAAGCAUCAAGGAGUUCUUCAACAGUAAACUCUACAUCAUUGGAUACGUGGGCAUCGGCAUUGCUGGAGUCAUGAUCAUUGGGAUGAUCUUCAGUAUGGUACUCUGUUGUGCCAUCCGCAACAGCAGGGAGGUCAUCUAAGCUUGAGCCUUGACCUCUGCCCCUCCUGUACCCAGCCCCGAAAGACUGUACAGCCUUCAGGUCAAAUGUCAACCUCUGUCCAUCCAGGGACCCAGGCAGGAAAUAGACAAAACAAAAUCCUUUCCACUAUGGUGCUCAAACCGGCUCUUUCUUUCUUUCUUUGCAGCAAAGUAGCAUGCUCUACCUUUCAUAACAUUCUGAUAAGACUCAGUCCACAUAUCCAGUGGGAACAGUACGAUUUCUAAUGUUGACCUGACAAUCUGUCAAAUAGUUGUUUUCUCAUGGCCAUUUGGCUACUAUUAUACAUUUUAGCCCACAUACUGUCGCAGUAGUGUCAAUGCUUUUUCACACAGCCUUGACACUGAUCCCUUGGCUGUGGGAAAUUUUAGCCCCGAGAGAGCAAUCUGAGGUGAAAGCAGCGGAGUUUGCUUAUCUGUGCAUACAGAUGAACACACACAUGAACGUGCACAGACACACAAGCACAUCAAUGUUAUGUAAUGUGAGACCACAGCCAGCCUUAGAAAAGGUUGUCUGGAAUCUCGUAGGCAAGGGACUCCUGAUUGGUGGAACAAGAGUGAGGUGUCAAGAGUGGCCAGUGAAUGUUUUGGGAAUGCAUCCAUCAUGCAGCACCAGCGCUCUUACUCACACACACAGUAUACACACACUCUAUACACUGUACAAUCAGCACAGGUUGUUCUCUACAAGAAAAAUCUUAUCUUAUCUUAAAGGAAUAGUUCAACAUUUUGGGGAAUACUUUGACUUUCUUGCCGAGAAUUAGAUUAUCUGAUUGAUAGCACCACCACAGCUGGUUAGCUUAGUUAACACAAAGACUGGAAAAAGGAGGAAACAGCUAGUCUGGCUCUGUCUUUAUGCUAAACUAAGGUAAAAUAACCGGCUGUAGCUUCAUAUUUAGUUUACACACAUGAGAAUGGUAUCAAUAUUCUCAUUUUACUCUUGGCAUGGAAGUGAAUUAGUAUAUUUCAUAACUAUUAAUUUAAAGCAAAUAUAGGAGUACCCACAUUGUAGUCCAUUUACAACAAAUCAUGCAUACUUUAUACAAUACUUAUACUUUAACAAUAUACUUUAACAAUGCCAGUAUGUGGCUGAUUAAACAACUUGCAAGUGUCAAGAGUCUUCUCCAACAGAAAAUAAUUUAAAAAGCUGCCUGCAGCGGUAGGAAAACGUAAAUCCAAAAAUCUAAUGCACACACCAGCUGAACUAAAAACCAAAUUCCCUCAUCCCAAAGGAAAA
Messenger RNA from Cottoperca gobio, 2043 nucleotides. RefSeq names its product CD9 antigen-like. Bases 157 to 792 code for a protein of 211 amino acids. Gene Ontology annotation, cellular component: plasma membrane. NCBI's taxonomy places the organism in Eukaryota, Metazoa, Chordata, Actinopteri, Perciformes, Bovichtidae. The transcript is spliced from 8 exons. The record is from RefSeq and is a predicted model, not a curated record.